This is a messenger RNA of Cyclopterus lumpus (lumpfish), 7742 nucleotides long. RefSeq names its product ubiquitin specific peptidase 43a (gene usp43a). NCBI's taxonomy places the organism in Eukaryota, Metazoa, Chordata, Actinopteri, Perciformes, Cyclopteridae. Gene Ontology annotation, molecular function: cysteine-type deubiquitinase activity. Bases 361 to 4074 code for a protein of 1237 amino acids. The record is from RefSeq and is a predicted model, not a curated record. Gene Ontology annotation, biological process: protein deubiquitination. The transcript has 17 exons.
AAGACGGGUUCGGUUAGGUGUUCUGCUCUCUGCCAGUCUGGCAUCAGCUGAGACCGUGACCAACUAUAAGUAACAACCCAGGGUCGAAAGCUUCUGAUCGCGGCUCCUGGAAAGAGCGUCGCUCCACGAAUCGCGCGGGCUGGAGACCACAUCGUAGGCUACUGGGAAUUACCGGGAUGUCACGGGGGAUAAUAUCGGUAAUCAUGCGCCUUAUCGGCGCUUCAGCGGCAAGGUUUGCGGAGAGAAACGAGGAGGAGGAAGAGGAGAAGGAGGAGGAGGAGGGGUAGACAGCCCUGGCAGACAGGUGCGACUCCGCAGCCCGUUUCAUUUUUCUGCGCGGUCCUGUAAAGUAGUGGAGCCAUGGAUACCCGCAAGGAAAAGAAGGUAAGGAAAGCCAUGAAACCCAAAACGACGAAGCGCAAGGAGAAGCAACACAAAACCGGGAGGUUUGGCAGAAAGAGAUCGCUGCGAUCUUUGGGGAAUUUCAUGGGGAGGAUCCUUAAAACUUUGGGCACUUUGGCGCACUUUGGCGACGCGGAGCCGCCGAACGCGGAGGACGACGACGGCGGCUUCGGGCCAGGCGCGUCGGGGGGUUUCAAAGACGACGGCGCGCCGCCGGUCGCCCGGGAGGGAGCCGCGAAGAAGAGCUCCGCGGCGUCCUCCUCGCACGGCUCGGUGAAAGGCAGACUGUCGUGGUGCUACGGCGACAAGACCCCCGGGGUGCUGGGGCUGAAGAACCACGGCAACACCUGCUUCAUGAACGCCGUGGUCCAGUGCCUCAGCAACACGGACCUGCUCGCCGAGUACCUCGGGCUGGAGCAGUACAAGUCCGAGGGGUGCCACGGGAGGGUGAACGGGGGGGCGAGAGGCGACGAGCCGCCGGCCGCCAGGGGAGAGGUGACCGAGCAGCUGGCGUCGCUGGUUCGAGGUCUGUGGACCCUGGAGUACACCCCGCAGCUGUCCGUGGAGUUCAAGAGCAUGGUGGCCAAGUACGGCUCUCAGUUUCGGGGUAACUCUCAACACGACGCCCUGGAGUUCCUCCUCUGGCUCCUGGACAGAGUUCAUGAAGAUGCCAAUCCCAGCCCCAACAACAACAACAACACUAACAGCAGCAGCAGCAGCAAGACCAAAGCCACCGCCAAGGGACCCAGCUCGUUGGAGGACCCAUCCAGCCCCAGUUCAGCCGGCUCGCAGCAGCCUCGAGAUCGACACAGCUUUGUCCACGAACACUUCCAGGCUCAGUACAGGUCUUCUCUGACGUGCCCUCAUUGCCUUAAGCAGAGCAACACCUUCGACCCAUUUUCAUGCAUCUCCCUGCCUAUCCCCCUACGACAAACCAGGCCGAUGUGUGUGACGCUGGUGUUCAGUACGAAGGGUCAGAGGUACCUGCGGGUGGGGCUGGCUGUACCCCUCUUUGGUUCCCUGUCCUGCCUGAGAGCCAUGGUGGCAGAGGAGGGCAACAUCUCCCCGGACCUGGUCAUCCUUUCAGAGUUGUACUCCACGGGUUUCCAGCGUUCCUUUUCAGAUGAUGAUGACCUGACAGCAAUCACUGAUAGCGACGUCAUCUACGCCUUUCAGGCUCCUCCCUAUGGUCGUGGAGGCUCCGCACCGCACUCAGGGUAUCACCACAGCCUCCCCUCCUCCCCCUACACCUCCACGGCUGGACCUGGCAGUCAGAGGUUACCGCCGUCUGGCACGCUCUCCUCUGAAUACCUGAACCAGGGCGGCCCCACCAAGGUCCUCCUCGUCAUCUGCAACACAGCAGGAUCUGGCCAGCAUGCCGUCAGGUUUGGACCUCCAUUCCUCAUGCGCGAGGACAGGAGCGUCUCCUGGGACCAGCUGCAGCAGAGCAUCCUCAGCAAGCUCUAUUAUCUGAUGCUGAAUGGAUCCCAGGCUCAGAAGGCUGGUGGGCUGUUUAAGAUCAGAGUGGUGGGAGGAUCGGACGCCUACAGCUACCUGUCCCCACAGGACAGCAGGCCGCUGUACCACCCGACGGUUGACAGAGCUCUGAAGUUCAGCGGCCCCGGUGGACCUCCUCACGUGAAGGUUGUCAUUGAGUGGGAGACUACGACCAAAGAAUGUCUCUUUGGCAGCAUCCAGGAGGAGGUGAUCAAGGACGCGGAGAGUGUGAGGAGCCAGCAGCAGCAGCACCUGCAGCAGCACAGCUGUACGUUGGACGAGUGCGUUCAGCUGUAUACCAAAGAAGAGCAGCUUGCCCCGGACGACGCCUGGAAGUGUCCGCACUGUAAACAGCUUCAGCAGGGCAUGGUGAAGAUGAGCCUGUGGACUCUCCCCGACAUACUCAUCCUCCACCUCAAGCGCUUCCGACAGGUCGGCGAGCGAAGGAACAAGCUGUCGACCCUGGUGCGCUUCCCCCUGACUGGUUUGGACAUGGCCCCCCAUGUGGUGAAGAGGAGUCAGAGCAUGAGGAACCUGAACUUAGGGGCCUGGCCACCGCCCUGGAAGCAGCCGUCAGGCCAACGUCACCAACCUGCCGACGUGAUCCUCCCAUACGACUAUCUGUACGAUCUCUACGCUGUGUGCAACCACCACGGAGGAAUGCACGGAGGACAUUAUACUGCUUACUGUAGGAACUCGGUGGACGCGCAGUGGUACAGCUACGACGACAGCAGCGUGGACCCGGUGCCAGAGGAGGAAGUGUGCACCAGAGGAGCCUACAUCCUUUUCUACCAGAGGCGCAACACCAUUCCUCCAUGGUCGGCCAGUUGCUCCGUCAGAGGGUCCACCAGUUCAUCAAUGUCAGACCACUGGCUAAUCCGGCUGACAGGGGAUAGCAAGAGAGGCAGCAUGGUCUCUCGAUCCUCCACCACCUGCCCGUCUUCCUUACCUGACUCGCCUGAGUCUCCGGUCUUCCUUGAAAAUGGUUCUAAAGAGGAAAGAGGGGGUUUCGAGAGCAGGCCCUUUAUCAGGGGUCUUCAGGGACGCAGCGUGAGCAUGAGAGCCCCCAGCAAGACCAAGGACACCCUGAGCAAAGUGUUCCCCCUCCGCUGGUCCUUUGGUUCAAAAGACAGACGUAAACCGGACCCAGUGCCUCCCUCAGUCCAAGAUCCUGCGCCUGCGGAGCUGGUGCAGUACUUGGAAUCUGGCCGGCGGCCCCGGUGCACAAAGGAUCCAAUAGUGACAUUGAUGAGCGAACCGCGCAGGACAAAGGAAACUGCCGAGGGCCGGGCUUCAGCCAAUGUCCGAUCUGCGAGCGUUGGGAGCUUAAGUUGCAUCAAUAGGGCAGUGGAUGAGCUGCCUCCUGACUCUACACAGAUCCCGGAGGGUCAGAGGAGAGCAUCAGAUAAGACAGCCAGCUUGAGACGCAGGAAGGGGAGCCAGACGAGAGAUGAGAUGAGCAGCAGCUCUGGUAGUAACACCCUUACCAGCAAGAAGGAGGCCAGGAGACAAAGCUCCUCCAAAGCCUCCCAGGACACUACUGAGACAAAAAGGAGUUCCAGUGCUGGAGUUCAGCCCAGCUACAGCACUCCUAGCCUUCACGAUGGGACCCUGAGAAGACCAAAAGGGGAGAGGGCUGAUAAGGAACACCACGGUGCAAAUGAAGAAAACUCGAAGACUAAGAAAGGAGAAGUGCCCAAGAACCACGAGGGACUGCUCUCCUUUUUUAAAGGUAACUUCCUGAAGAAGGAUAAGGACUCAAGGAAGUCCAGGGAGGGAGAGUCAUGGAGAGAAGGAGGCGAGGAAGGAGGCAGAAGGACCCUAGCGAGGCUGUCGUUGUCCAAUGGAGCCGUGGGAGGAGGAACCGGGGUGGAAAGAGGCAAGUCUAACGGCCCGGGCCAUCUGCGAGAGGAGCUGGCGAAUGGGAAGAUGGGACCAACCUCGGCGGACAUCAAGCGCUCCCAGAGCUCCUCCAACAUCCCCACCAAAGCGGAGCAGAGCAUGCGCAGGACAGCGUCUUUGCAUCGCAACGGGAUGUCCAGAGUCCCGGCGCCAGCCCCGGCGCCACCGCGCAGCCUGACGACAGACAAACCGUCUUACGGCACCCUGCAGAGGGCCCGUUACAGCACCACCUCGCUGGGACGCAAAAGGACAGUACCCGAGUCCAGCUUCUGACACGGGGGCACUCGACACGACGCACAAAGCCUUUUUUGAUCUGUUAUGAAGUCAAUGGCGUUCGAUCCAAGGGAUGAAAGCAAUAGAGCUCAAUUCAGAGUGGUAGGUCUUUUUAUGUCUCCAGAAAAUGAAGGGGCUCAAAGUGGCCUGCAUUAUGGAGUUGAGAGACACGUAGCAAACGAAGGGUCCUGUUGUGCUGGGGUAUAAUCAGCAGAAGGAGACGAUGCGACCUGUCCAUCAAACGUAUUCUGUUUUUUUUAUGACUCAAAACAAGUGCCUGAGCAACUAAUAUGCAGUUUAGACCAAUGAGUUUGUCUGUUUAGCACUGGAAGUACGAUAUUACGCAAACACACACACACACACACAAGCACAUUAUCUACAUUUGUGUCUUAUUACUGCAGUGGGAGUACUGGAAAUGAUCACUCCGUGUUGAACUCUCAUGUUUGUCUGCUUACGAGCAUGACGCACUGAUUGUGUUCAUUUAUAGGAAUGUAACGUGUCCACUUGAUUAGGUGAGUCGCUUUGAGGGCGAAGUUUCCAAUUUCGAUGAAUUAUUCAUCUUUCAUCCGGUGUUUAAUGUUGGUUUGGAGUGCAGGUUGGCUGGUGAAGGAUUGACCAGACUGCAGUUGUUAACCCUGCACUGGUAAGACCAGGACCACUAACUUCAAUUAUUAUUAUUAGAGUCUGAACAAAUUUGUUUAACAUUUAACAGUUAAAAUGCCUAAAUUAAAACAAAUGUUACACAGAAAUAAAGUGAACUACAAUAAAUGAAUAAUAGUGGACAGUUGAUUGUUUUUCCAUUUGGCAUUGACCGUGAGUCUCAGUGCUCAUGGAAACAAAAAACGUUAAUUCCGUUAUUAAAAACUAAGAAGUUUAAUGUGAUAAUGUGAUUUAAUUUAAUUAUGACGCAGUAGAUGCACUCGUGAAAAGGAAAUACAUACCACAAGUAUUUGGUAUUUCACCUAAUUUCUUUGUGACAUGGGUUUUCAUUUUGACACUUUAAAUCUACCAAUUAGUGAGAACUGGAAUGUAUUUUGUGAAUCCAGCAUAGUAUUAUGAUAAAUUAUGGGGGCACAUCUAAGCAUGUUUGGUAACACUUUAUCUGAAGGGAGUAUUUAUGAAUGUUUGACUGUUGUCAUUGACAUUUGUCAAUUACAAAAUUUUUAAUGAAAGUUGUCAUUGUAUGAAAUGUCUUGACAACGAGACAUUAACCAAGACAAACAUGCUAUAUCAUCAUCAUAUAAUAUUUACGUGUUAACAUUAGGCCAGAAUCACAAUUGGAUGGCAUAGCUACAUGUCUAACUGAGCUAACGGCGGCUACAGUUAUUCGUGGUGCAAACAACACUUUGGGACACAAGCUCUAAAACGUUGCAUAUUAGAAUAAUGUGUCCACAACGACAAAGGAUCCUAGUUGGCUUGACCAAAGACUCCACUGUAGUUGAGGUCAAGGAAGAUAUUCACGACACAAUUAUAAUGGUCUCAUAACAACCAAUCAACCAAUGUACAAACCGACCACAUAUGGAAGUUAAACCUUUUUUUUUACGUGAGGUGUGCGUAUUCCACAGAAAUAAGUCCUUAAGUCCUUUUUUUUAACUAGUGAUAUACAGGAAAUUGCUUAACGACCAGCAGUGAGAGUUGGCAGCUUGGUUUUGAGAGUUCUGGCAUUUAUUUGUUCAGUACCAGCUGGCGGUUGCUUAGUAACUGUAUCCCUUACAUAGCCUUCUGUAGUCUGUAGACGUUUACUUACCAUGAUAGGCUACACAAACGAACAUCUGCAAACAAACCUCGGCGCACAUCAAGCGCUCCCAGAGCUCCUCCAACAUCCCCACCAAAGCGGAGCAGAGCAUGCGCAGGACAGCGUCUUUGCAUCGCCAGUUAAAAGAUGCAUGCCAUUAGGUCGUCCUCUGGUUUCUGGCUUUGAGAGAGAGGAGCUCAGGUUCACCAAUAUUGAUUGAAGGGCCCAGGAAAUAACCUCUAGAAAUUCAUUUAGGUGGCGUUCCCCUUGGUUAAUAAGGGUGGCUGAGAUUUCCACAAACUGUUUUUUUUAAUAGGCAUCUAAUGUUUCUCAUCUUAUCACGUACAAAGCCGAAUAUGUUGUUUUGACAAGUAAUUCAUCUUCCCUAUCAAAAUCAUUUUAUAUAUAUAUAUAUGCAACAAGUGACUCACGCACAACCUUCACACGUUUAUUUCUACCAACACUUUAUGUAAGAUCUACGUUUGUUUGAGGCCGUCUCAAGUAAGCAAUAAGAGUUGAAUGUCUUCAUUUAAGUUGCUGUUAAUAAAACGUGUUCUUUGAGUAUGCGGUCAGGCCCGGCAGCUUCUGUUGAAUACAAUUAAUAAACUGGACUACACUAUUAAUACCACAAAAUCCGACGCUUAGUUUUCACCUUGAAACGUCAAAUGGGAUUGACGGCAGCUGCUAUUUCGACAUCCCCCUCUGAUUUUAACAAAACCGUAUAAUUGGAUUCGCAAAGGCUGUCACUCUCAAUCGAAGACACAGGUCGCAAAAGAUACAGAACAAGAGGCAUCUGUCACAAUAAUCACCCGUUAUAAAAGAUAACACACUGUAGCUGGAGAUUUGUGCUCACAAUACACGUUCCUCUCAACUAGCAGUGCCGUGAUGGCAGCUGUGGCUUUGUUUUGAUCACAAUAAUCGAUGCGUUCAGAAUCUGCUCGAUACUGUUCCCCACGCCAACAUUGUGUGCUUCUUAAUGUUUAAAAAGUAAUUGUGUAUUGUAACAGAGAGACAAGAGCUAUGUGAGAGAGAACUAAAAACUCACUUUGAAACAGUUGCUUCAACUUAGAUAUCUGAGCCAACUUUAUGUUAUAAUGGCUAUGAUCAAAACAUGUUUUACAAAUAAUUUACUGGACAGAAUUUCAGUCACUUUUCCGAAUUAAUUCACAAAGCAUUAGAUUACAAUUUAUUUGAGAGAUACAUUUUGAAAGUAAAGUUUAAAUAGGGACACAAAGUCUGUUUUGCGUUCAAAAUGUAUUACGUUUGCUUCUGUUUUAACUUUGCAUGGCUCAAUCCUCAUACACACAAUGUUUACUCUGCCAAACUGAGCACGCCUUUGUUAACACAGUUUUGUUGUGAAAUAUGGGUUGAAGAUGUUUGUAUAUGCAAUUUUUUCUACAUUUUAUUAAAAUAAAUCUGUAUAUAUUUAUGGAUACACAUAUGUGUGUGUGUGUGUGUGUGUGUGUGUGUGUGAGAGAGAGAGAGAAUAUAAGCGUAUUAUCAUUGAUGGUCAACCUGUGUGGUGUAGUGCUUAUGGAACAAUAUGCCACGGUAUCCAACUGUAACCCAGUCGCCAGAACCUUUUUUUGACAUCGUAUGUUUCUGUAAACCACGUUUCAGAACCAUAAAUAUGUUCCAUAAAUAAGUUUCAUCGAAACGCACACGUGGUUAAUGAUCGUUGACAGAACUUCUUGGUUAAGAUUAGAAAAAAGAUCUUUGUUGAUAAAGGAUCCAACUUUAGUACAGAACAAAAAUGAUGCCACAACAGCGGUCUGCUGGGUGAAAGGCGGAACGCAACACUUUUGAUGAAUGCCAACAAUGUUUUCCUGGAAACUGAACUCACAUGCAAUGUAUUCCAUGUUUUACCUGCUUUCACUGUAAAACAACAGUUUCUGCCUAAAUUGUCUUCUGUACAUGAUGGUACAUUGUUUUA